Molecule: messenger RNA, 1490 nt
Organism: Coturnix japonica (Japanese quail)
Lineage: Eukaryota; Metazoa; Chordata; Aves; Galliformes; Phasianidae
Source: RefSeq, a predicted model, not a curated record
CGUUGGUUAUUUGGGCUCCAGGUCCCGGUGCCGCAGUCGGUUCGUGCCCUGGUUCUGGUUCCAUCCAAGGAGCUGGGCCUGCAGGUCGUUCACACCCUGCGGCUCCUGGCCUCGUUCUGCGCGCAGGUUCGAGUGGCGAGUCUAAGCACCACAGCGACGCCUCGCAGCAGACAGAAGCCGGUGCUGAUGGAGAAGCCGGGUGUGGUGGGGACGCGGGCCGGGUGCUGGCACACGUUCAAUGCACACAGUUUGGUGCUCAGGGACUCGCUGGAGCUGCUGGUGCUGGAUGAGGCCGAUCUGCUGCUGGACUUUGGGUUCGGGGACGACCUCAAGCGCUGCUUGUGGUGCCUGAAGGAGCUGGUGCUGCACAACCCAGUGACGGUGCAGCCGCAGGAGCCGCGCUUGCCGUGCAGCUCCCAGCUGCGGCAGCUGGGGUGUUCGCUGGUGAGCUGCGAGGACAAGUUCCUGCUGCUUUACAGCCGUGCUAAGCUGGGCCGCUGCUGCGGGCGCCGGGCGCUGCUGUUCGUCAGCUCCAUCAGCCGCUGUUACCGGCUCAAACUCUUCAUGAAGUUUGGGAUCCCGCAUUGUGCGCCUCACUCCGAGCUGCCCGCCAGGUCCAGGUGUCACGUCAUCACCCAGUUCAAUCGGGGACUGUACGAUUAUAUUGUGGCCACGGAUGAGGAGCUGACGGGGAGCACAGGGAGCAACGUGGAGCCACGGCAGCGCAAGAAGAGGAAGGGGAAUGAGAGUAAAGGUGGUGACCCCGAGUACAGCGUGUCGCGGGGCAUCGACUUCCAGAACGUGGCCACUGUUAUCAACUUCGACGUGCCAACAACGGUGGAGUCGUACAUCCAUCGAGUGGGGAGGACAGCACGAGCCGACAACCCCGGCACAGCUCUGACCUUUGUGCUGCCCGAGGAGCGCGAGCAGCUGGCACAGAUUGAGGAUGUGCUGGCAGGAGAGAACGGGGAGUCCAUGCUGCAGCCCUACAAGUUCUGCAUGGAGGAGGUCGAGGCGCUGCGCUAUCGCUGCAGGGACGCCAUGCGCUCCGUCACCAAGCAGGCGGUGAAGGAAGCGCGGCUCCGGGAGAUCAAAGAGGAGCUGCUCAACUCCGAGAAGCUGAAGACUUACUUUGAGGACAACCCCCGCGACCUGCACGUGCUGCGCCACGACAAACCGCUGCACCCCGCCAUCGUCAAACCCCAUCUGCGCAAUGUGCCUGAAUACCUGGUGCCCCCCACCCUGCGUGGAGUUGCCAAACCGGAGCUGAAGAAGCGCCGACGGCUGCGGCUGCCCCACGGAGCUGCCAGGAACAAGGCUGGACCCAGGCCCCGUCGUGCCUCCAACCCCCUGCGGAGCUUCACAUUCAGGCGGCAGCGCAGCAAGAAGCGCCAGGCAGCGCCAACAUCCUGACCCCCCCCUGGGACCCCCAGGGACCCCCUGAGCCCCACAUCCAUGGGGCAGCCCAAUAAAGGCGCCGUGGGGCAGCA